Molecule: messenger RNA, 1111 nt
Organism: Plodia interpunctella (Indianmeal moth)
Lineage: Eukaryota; Metazoa; Arthropoda; Insecta; Lepidoptera; Pyralidae
Gene: rtv
Product: retroactive
Exons: 3
Coding region: 125-568 (147 amino acids)
Biological process (GO): sleep; positive regulation of voltage-gated potassium channel activity; regulation of synaptic transmission, cholinergic
Source: RefSeq, a predicted model, not a curated record
UGAUAGCGAGCUGUUGAAUGAAAUUUACUUUAGAAAUACCUAAUGUAAAAUGAACAUAUUUGUAUCACUUAUAUGUAAUGGUUCAUGAUAGUUUUAUAUUACUUAUUAUUUUGAAUGUAGCAAAAUGAAGUGCAAUACAUUAUUUGUGAGCGCCGUGCUGUGCCUUCUUCUAACAGAAGAAGCUAACUGCAUAAACAAGCGAUGUAUUAGAUGUAGAUCGCGUGGUGAACUAGGCACAUGUGGAGAUCCAUUUCCAUUUAAUGUGACAGAGCCUGAAGCUGAAGCCGGCAUUCAUGUUAUGGCUUGUCCUUCAGGAUGGUGUGCCAAAAUGAUUGAGGGAACUACAGGAACCUUUAGGACUGAUGAUUAUGGAGCUGCAACGGAAAGAAUGUGCCUUCAACGACCUCCAAAUGAUUAUGAAGAGCGAUGCGCAUACACCAUGUGGAACCACAGGAAAGUGUACAUGUGCUUCUGCAAUGGUGAUCUGUGCAAUUCAGCAGUUAGUGUGUCCUUGUUUUCACCUAUGAUUUUAUUAGCUGUUCUCAUAACAGCCUACAACAUUUUAUAGGCAUAGUUGGAAUAUGAUGUCUGGAAAAGCAGAUUGUUUCAAUUUUCAUUAUAUGAUAUUAUGUUGAUAAAAAUAUAUAAAGAUCUUGUAAAUUUAUUGGUCAAUUUAUAAGUUUCUGCUAGGAACUCCCUUGCUCAUAAUAUUUUGUGAUAAGAAAAAGUGAUAGUCUAUAGACAAAUUCAGACAAUUCAACUAAUUUUCAUUUAAUCUACUUAUUUACAUAAUUUUAUUAUAAAAAGAUAUAUUUUGAGAACAAAUUUAUGAUUUCAAAUAUUGAAAACAAUUUAGUUGUGUGUGAAAGUGAUUAAAAUACAAUAUUAAAUUCCUAAAAUCACUGUGCUUAUGAUAUUGAUAAAUUGUUUUUAACAUUUGAAACUGAUAACAUUUUAGGUAAAGGAAAAAGGUGCUAGAAAUAGAAAUAAUACUCAAUUGUGAUGUAGUUUCUUAAAAGCAGAUUCACUUAAUUUUUUUUCUGGCGAUGUUAUAAUAUUACAGAUAAAAUAUAUCAAUUAAAGAUAAAAUAUAUUAAAUAAAGUAUGUCAA